UUCAGUGAGCGAAGGGGCUCCAAGGUUAAGUCGAGACUCAGGCGAUCGGCGGCGAAUGCUUUCGGACUGAUAUAGAGUACUCGCGCAAUCCGUUGCGCUGCACCCCCGAUACUGUCCUCCACGUCUCCUUGUAGUACCAUGGCUGAGUCUGGGCUACGCGCAGUGCGGGACGAGUUGGCCGCAGCAGUGUCUACGAUCUCUCGGAUCAGUCAGGACUUGUCUGUAAACGUAGCGAAGGCGAACGGGGACGCGGCGUCGAUGAGGACGAGGGUGGCGGAACUAGAGGCGGAGCGAUCCUCCAUGUUACUGCGCCUCCAAGCUAUGGAGACGCGGAACGAGGAGCUUUGCGCGCGCCUUGAACAGAGCCAGCCGGAACUCGCCAGGGCGACCAGGGCCCGGGACGCUGCCGUGAAGAAGCUGCGGCUGAUGCGGGAUGUCGUCCGUGACCUCAUCGACGAGCGCAGGGUCGCGGGGACGGCGGUGCACGCAGGGCGGUCGCAUCAGUCCGAGCAGGCUGAUCACCGCCGUAGCAACGGUGGCAACUCAGAAAGCUCUAGUGGCGAGUCCUGGGACAGUUUGCAGCUGACGGAUGUAGGCGCGGAGUCCUCGAUGAGCGAGGAUGUCCAUGUUGUUCCUGAGGUUUCCAAGCCAAGCACGCCGCUGCCGCGGCGGACAUUGGUAUUGUCAGAUGCUUCGAAUCAGAGUGCCCCCUCGAGGAAACGGAGUCCAAAAAUCACGGAGGAGAUCCCACCAGCAAGACGAGGAGGCACAGCGUCGUCAUGGAGAGGCACAGUGUCAACAAACCCGACGAAACUUGAGGUUGCUGAGCAAAAGCCCGGGUCUGAAGAGCAUCCCGUCAAGGUUGCCCACUGUGGUCCUUCUAGGUCAUCUAGACACAACUCGAAGGGUGGACGGGUCGUCAGGAUCCAACGUCAACCCAAGCAGAUGAAUGGACUCGGAGGUUUGGGCGAUGGCGUUGAUGAUCCGACUAAGGAUGCAAGUGACACGCAACCCGCCGGUCCUGUCACGAUGGAAAUUGGUUGGUAUCUGGAGUACAGACACCCACCAGCGACAGCCCUUCGACCUCGAGGGCCGGUCAGCUAUGCCUCGCUGGGAGUGCAAUUGUCACUGGAUGACGAGACGAUGCUCCGUAUUGAGAGUCUGGAAUCGUUGGGAGCACCGAGCAUGCAGAUCCAUGUCUACCGAGACAUGGCCUUCGUAUGUCACCCAGUGGUCCUAGAAGGCCCGACAUCAACAUACCUGAUCAGCUGGGGCAACGUGACUGUGAAUGCAAAUGUCAAGACGUACCUUACAACCGGUACUGAACGACCAAUCGAUGCCAUAUUCCAGUUGUUUAUAAGAACCAUGGGACAGGAUGCCGCGUGGUACUACCUAGGUGCACACAAGUUGCUCGCGGUGGAUGUGCCGUCGGUAUGGCACACAAGGUUGCGUGACGAGGAGAAGCGUGAGCUCGUUGCGGGCCUGGAGGAGCGAUGGACAUGGCGGGAUGCACCGAAUGCCGAACGGAUAGCACAUCUCAUCGAGACGGGUGAACUCGGACAGUGCACGGUCGAGCUUGAGAGCAAGGGCUUGGAGGAGAGAUCACAGGCGUUCGCGGGUCGAUAUCUCUCUCGGAAGUGAUCACAGUGUACAGUAGCAUCGUGGAUGGGCCGGGGUAACAACAGGUUGUGAGCGGGAGUAACACGGAUCAACAAGCGGCUGGUGGCGGCGGGGU
Messenger RNA from Rhodofomes roseus, 1735 nucleotides. RefSeq lists its product as uncharacterized. The record is from RefSeq and is a predicted model, not a curated record. Bases 139 to 1641 code for a protein of 500 amino acids. The transcript has 8 exons. Lineage: Eukaryota; Fungi; Basidiomycota; Agaricomycetes; Polyporales; Fomitopsidaceae.